This is a messenger RNA of Ostreococcus lucimarinus CCE9901, 1017 nucleotides long. RefSeq lists its product with no specific name. The record is from RefSeq and is a predicted model, not a curated record. NCBI's taxonomy places the organism in Eukaryota, Viridiplantae, Chlorophyta, Mamiellophyceae, Mamiellales, Bathycoccaceae. Gene Ontology annotation, cellular component: nucleus; cyclin-dependent protein kinase holoenzyme complex; cytoplasm. Gene Ontology annotation, molecular function: cyclin-dependent protein serine/threonine kinase regulator activity. Gene Ontology annotation, biological process: regulation of cyclin-dependent protein serine/threonine kinase activity; mitotic cell cycle phase transition. The coding region runs from base 1 to 1017 and encodes 338 amino acids. The transcript has a single exon.
AUGUUGAACGCGUUCGGGCAGAAAGCACAGCAAGUCGCUACGCGAUGGGGACGCACGGCGCAGCGCACGAGCCACGGCAAACCGAGAGACGGGAACCAAACCGGAGGGUCGAUGACGACGGCGGGCGCGGAUGUGGACAUGCGCGAGUCGUAUUCCACCUAUCUCGAGCGAAGCGCGGGGAGUGGGGAUGUCAUGACGGAUGCAUUGCCGGAUAUCGAUCUUUACGAUCACGACAAUCCGCUGUGCGCGACAGAGUACGUCAACGACAUUUACCAAUACUGGUACAAAGUCGAGCCGGAGACGCAGGUGUCCGAGACGUACAUGCUCAUUCAGGGCGACAUCAACAGCAAGAUGCGCGCCAUUCUCAUCGAUUGGCUCGUCGAGGUGCACUUGAAGUUUAAACUCAUGCCUGAGACGCUGUUCUUGACCACAAACUUGAUCGAUCGAUUCCUCGAGUUGAAAACCGUGACGCGCAAAAACUUGCAACUCGUCGGCGUCACCGCGAUGUUGGUGGCGAGCAAGUAUGAAGAGAUCUGGGCGCCGGAGGUGCGCGACUUUGUUUACAUCAGCGAUCGCGCGUACACGCGCCAGCAGAUCCUGGAGAUGGAAAAGCAAAUGUUGAACGCGCUCGGGUUCCACUUGACCGUGCCCACGCCGUACCAGUUCAUGAACCGUUUCUUCAAAGCCGCCGGGGGCGACCGCAAGUUUCAGUUGUACGCCUCGUACGCCGUCGAGUGCGCGUUGCCUGAUUACAACAUGUUGCAAUAUCCGGGUAGCACGUUGGCCGCGGCUGGUGUAUACAUUGCGAUGAGAGGGCUUCGAACGGGGUCGUGGAAUCACGUCAUGGAGGCGCACACACGACUUUCUGAGGCGGAAGUCUACCCGUGCGCGUGCGACAUGGCGGAACUCAUGCGCAAGGCGCCGACGGCUUCGCUCACCGCUGUUUACAAGAAGUAUAGCAGUGAGAAGUUCAUGAAGAUAGCUUCGCUUCCGGUGCCGCACGAUCUUCGACUCUGA